AUGUACAUCAUCAACCAUCCAUUAAUAGAUUCUAGUCUUGCUCUCAGCUCAGGCAGCAUUACAGACAGGCGCAACAGCUUCACUCUGAAGAUGCAGGAAUUUAAUCCAAAUCACUAUUACCUCUUAGUCUCUGGAGCUCCAGUAUCAGUAAAGGGUGAUUUGGAAAUGGUUGAUAACAAAACUAUUGAUGGUGUGGAUGUAUCGGUUUUGGAGAGGGAGGUUGUUGACUUGACAAGCGAUCAGUUUAUAGAAGGGGAAGUGAGAAUUGAUGGAAAAUUGACAGUUGAUGGCGACUUGUCCAUCAGCGGGAAACUGAACGGUUGGAAUGUCACCUCAGACCUGCUGAUGUUAGAUUAUACUGUGCCUCACACAGACACACUCACCUUCACGGAGAAAAUAGCAGCGGAAUCAGUGACUCUGUCCAGCACUAACCUGCUGCUGGAGAGUCUGAAUGGGUUAGAUUUGGAGGAAGCUGCGACCGACAUCGUGCUGGCAAACGAGAGCGCCACCAUUUCUGGGCCGCUUGACUUUGGAGGAACAGUCACAGUGGACCAACUCCACGUCACUGGUACGGUCGAUGGAGUUGAUGUUGGCGACCUUGCAACCCGCAGUCUGAAGAAAGAGGCAUUGCAGCCACAGUUGGUGGAGGGAAAGAUCACCGUAGAUGGGGCAGUUCACUUUAACUAUGUACCAAAUCUGCAAGAAGUGAACAACAAGAGCUGGUCAGAUCACUUAAGCAAGGUAAUACCACUGAACUAUGAUGGAGCAAUCAGUGGAACGAAAAGAAUAGAUCAACCUGUGUUUGUCCUUGGGGAUUUCAACCCUACCACUGUCAACGGAAUUAAUUUGGCCGAACUUGCACCCAGAAUCUUGACCAAAAGUGGUAACCAGAGUAUCACCGGCAACUACACAUUCAGCUCCAAUAUUACAGCUACAAACAUCGAUGCCCCGGUUAUUGACGAAGUGCAUACCAGUGACCUUUUGUUGUUGGAUCAGAAUGGAUUUUUGGAAGGAACGAUUGUCUUUGAAGAGAAUGUCGUCAUGAGCAGUGUUAUGUCCGGCACAGGCUUACUUGAUGGCUGCGAUAUUCUAGGAGUGUUAAAGGAGAAUGUUAUAGCGGAUAGUAUCCUGGCUGGAGCCUCCGAGAUUAAUGUCCAGCGCUUCCUUGAGACUUUGGUCCGGAAGUCCUCCGAUCAAGAUAUAACGGGAAAUACAACUUUCUCUGGUGAUGUGCAAAUAAAUGAUCUUUGGGCAGAAACUAUAGAUGGAGUUUAUGUGGACGAACUUUAUGAAAUAGCUGUACAGGAUAAUCAGAAUACGGUUAGUAUCUCAGUAUAA
Molecule: messenger RNA, 1338 nt
Organism: Penaeus indicus
Lineage: Eukaryota; Metazoa; Arthropoda; Malacostraca; Decapoda; Penaeidae
Exons: 10
Coding region: 1-1338 (445 amino acids)
Cellular component (GO): cell surface
Molecular function (GO): heparin binding
Source: RefSeq, a predicted model, not a curated record